CCUAUUGUUAGUGUCGUGCGAACACCGUCUGGUAGAAAGAGUCAAACAAGUAUUACUCAUUGCCACCGACAUUCGGAUGCAUAUCUUCACGGUCGGGGGUGAUACUUGAACGCGAUGCAUCCUUUCACUGCCGGGGGUAUCCUUAUAUAUAGAAGUAUUCGAUCGAGACUCGCCUCGCAAUGACUUGAAGCUCGUGUCGAACAAUCAAGGACUCGACCGUGCCAAGUAAUCUUAGGAUGAUCGGGAUAAAUCAAACAAUCCGGUUCUCGAUGUUCGCCCUUCUAAUCGCCAUGGUCAUUGUUGGUUCAGGAGCGCACGAAGGAAGUGGCGGAAGCAGUAGUCUAGCGUACAGCAGCGCUUCGGCGUCCGCAAACGCAUACGCGGGUGCAGAUGCAAGCGCAUUCUCGUUGAGUAACGCAUUUACUGGAAUCGGAAGCCUACCUGCGGUUGAUGGGAGUCAUGACGGGCACAAAGGUAUUCGCAGUUACGACAACACUGGCUACAAUGGCAAUAAUCAGCCAAACAGUGGAGUCAAAGGAAAUCAGCGUGGUGGUUGUCCUAAGUGCAAGUGGGAAGAUGACGAUUACUGGGAAAAAGACGAGGAUGAAACUGAACCAGAAGAAGAAGACGAAGACGAUUGCGACGACGGGGACGAUGGACAGUAUAGAAAACACGAUCAUUAUCACGGACAGAAAAAUAAAGGAGGAUCGCCUCCGGGCGUACAGAAAUUAGGAGUGCUUAAUUCCAACGGUCAAGGACCACACACGGGAGUCAGCGCCACAUCAAAUGCUGCGAGCAGUGGAAGUGGCGUUCCAUUUGGAACAACGCCAGUUAAAGGAGGACGCCCUGAAACUGGGAGCUCGAGCUCAGGUUCACCAUGGAACAAAGCGUUCCCUGUAACCGGUCAGCAACCUGGAUCGGGAUGGAACACAGGCUCUGCAACUACGCCGAAACCCGCCUGGAACCAAGGGUUCGGUGGUUCACCUGGAACAGCUUCGCAUCCUUCUAACAGUUGGAAUUCUGGAAGUUUACCGAAUGCGGAUGUAUCGAGUCCUACCAGCGAUGGAAGCUGGAAUAGUGGUCCAAAAACAGGUUCUGCAUGCUCCGGCAAUUAUCAACACGGCACCGGCUGUGCUCAAGGUUCAAGCGGUGUUGGUCCUGUAAAACAAUCUCCAGUGCCAUUCUCUGGCAGCAAUCCUGCAAAUGUUCAGAAGCAAAGUCCUGUUCAUUCCACGGGUCCAACAGCAGUAUAUAAUCCUCAGGGAUCUCCAGCCGGAUGUUCCAGCAGUCCUUAUGAUGCCAGUUGUGCCGAUAAAUCUGUUGAUCAAACGAAACCACAUGACAGUCCCUUUGCAUCAUCCUAUGGGCCAAAUCCGACACAAGGCCAGUAUCCUGUAAGUGGAUCGCCUCAAAGCAGUCCUGCCGGUUCUCCGCGUGGUUCUCCAGCUGGACAAGGGCGAUAUCCGGGAAGUGGAUCGCCCCAAAGCAAUCUGCCCGGUUCUACAUACGGUUCGCCGGUGGGACAAGGCCAAUAUCCUACAAGCGGAUCGCCUCAAAGCAGUCCUUCCGGUCCUCCAUACGGCUCUCCGGCGGGACAAGGCCAAUAUCCUGCAAGCGGGACGCCUCAAAGCAGUCCUUCCAGUCCUUCGCUCGGUUCUCCUGCGGGACAAGGGCAAUAUCCUGGUAGUGGAUUGCCGAAAAGUAGUCCUUCCGGUUCUCCAUACGGUUCUCCCGCGGGACAAGGGCAAUAUCCUGGUAGUGGAUUACCGAAAAGUAGUCCUUCCGGUUCUCCAUACGGUUCUCCCGUAGGACAAGGCCAAUAUCCUACAAGCGGAUCGCCUCAAAGUAGUCCUUCGGGUUCUCCGCACGGUUCUCCCGCGGGACAAGGGCAAUAUCCUGCAAGUGGGACGCCUCAAAGCAGUCCUUCCAGUCCUUCGCUCGGUUCUCCUACGGGACAAGGGCAAUAUCCUGGUAGUGGAUUGCCGAAAAGUAGUCCUUCCGGUUCUCCAUACGGUUCUCCCGCGGGACAAGGGCAAUAUCCUGGUAGUGGAUUGCCGAAAAGUAGUCCUUCCGGUUCUCCAUACGGUUCUCCCGUAGGACAAGGCCAAUAUCCGGGAAGUGGAUCGCCUCAAAGCAGUCCUUCAAGUUCUCCGCACGGUUCUCCCGCGGGACAAGGACAAUAUCCUGGUAGUGGGUUGCCGAAAAGUAACACUGGGCAGGGUUCCGAUACGGGACCAUAUGGAGGAUCUCCAUGGAACUCUGGAAAUACAGCCAGACCGGGAAGCUUAGGAAAUUCAGUACAUUCGACAGGCCCUCAAAAUUCUAAUGCAAACGCUGUAGCUUCAAGCAUAGCGUACGCGGGAACUGGUGCGCCGACCGCUGGAAACGGUUUUGAUUCUAGUCAUCCUGCAAGCGGUCCAUCGACUUCCAAUCCCGUUUAUUCACACGGCAUUCCUUCUUAUGGGUCUCCAUCUGCGAAUACACAGACGCCUGGGUCUACAGUUUCUCCAAACGGAAACGUUCCUUACGGAACUCAAAAACCUAAUUACACUGGUGUUAAAGGAGGUUCUUCGGGUACAGCACCUAAACACGGUACUCCCAAAGACGGAGAUAGUAAGAUAUUUUAUGUGAACGUAAAUCCUGUACCAGGAAGCCCUGCAGGGGUUAAACCUCAUGCAUCUACGGGUGCACCUUACAGUGAUACCGGAAAAACACCACCUUCUUACCAACCUGCUCCUUAUAGGGGUACCGGAAGGACAAAGCCCUCUUAUCAGCCUACUCCUCAUGAUAAUAUCGGAACGGCAAAGCCUUCUUACCAACCUGCUCCUUAUGGGGGUACCGGAACGGCAAAACCUUCUUACCAACCUGCUCCUUAUGGGGGCACCGGAACGACAAAGCCCUCUUAUCAGCCUGCUCCUUAUGGGGGUACCGGAACGACAAAGCCCUCUUAUCAGCCUGCUCCUCAUGAUAAUACCGGAACGGCAAAGCCUUCUUACCAACCUGCUCCUUAUGGGGGUACCGGAACGGCAAAGCCUUCUUACCAACCUGCUCCUUAUGGGGGUACCGGAACGACAAAGCCCUCUUAUCAGCCUGCUCCUCAUGAUAAUAUCGGAACGGCAAAGCCUUCUUACCAACCUGCUCCUUAUGGGGGUGCCGGAACGACAAAGCCUUCUUACCAACCUGCUCCUUAUGGGGGUACCGGAACGACAAAGCCCUCUUAUCAGCCUGCUCCUCAUGAUAAUACCGGAACGGCAAAGCCUUCUUACCAACCUGCUCCCUAUGGGGGUACCGGAACGGCAAAGCCUUCUUACCAACCUGCUCCUUAUGGUGGCCCCAGCACAACAAAGCCUUCGCAUGAACUUAAUUCUUAUCCAUCGGGAGAAACAGAUAAGGGUUGCACAAAUGAAUCUCAAGGUUGUGGAAUUGGGAGCGGAUGCAGCAGUGGAAUAAGUCUGAAUGGAUCUCCAGAUUACAAGCCUUGUAGUCCAAACGAUCUUUCAGUAGGUGUUAAUAAGGCUUCUAAACCAUUAGGAGGUUUUGAGGCAAACCCAAAUGAUUUUUCGCAAAGUCCUCAACAAAUCACACCUGGAACUGGUCCGCAAGGUUGUACAUCUGGAACCAGCAACGGGUGUACCUCUGGACCAAGCAAUCCUUCAUACGUUUACAAGACUGAAACAAAGAAUAGAAUUCCUGGAGAAGGAGUAGGGUCGUAUCCGUCGAACCCUUUCUUAACUGGAAAGAUUCCUAGUUCUGGUGCUGGUGGUCCUCAGCUAACAGCUACUAGUAAGCCAGUCGGUUAUGGAAAUCCCUUCCUGCAAGGAACUGGUGCAGUCGCGGGAGCGGGAGCUUGGAGUCAUGCUGGUAUAGGAGUAGCAGCUAAUCCAGGCAGCGAUGGCAAGAACGUUGUUUCGAUCGGAGGACAGGCACCUAAGCCUAUUGGCAAAGAUAAUCCUUUCCUUAAUGGAUUAGGACACGGAAGGGGAGACAUCGGAAUUGACGCCACGCCUAAUUCAAUUCCUGGAGGGCCGUUUGCUCCAGACAGUAACAUGGGUAAUAGCGGACUGAGUCAAACGAACUUUGGCGAUAAAACACAAGGACAUUCCAAUCAUUACCCUGGCUCGAUUUGGAAUUCAGGUUCAACGAACGACGGAAGCUCAUCAGCCGUGAGAAAUCCAUCCACAACAAACCGUGGCUCGGGAAGCGGAGGAGGUGUUGGAGUCGGUCCGGGAGGAUUUGGAAAUGUUUUCGGUGGUGCACUUUCUGGAGCUUUUAGCAGUGCACAAGCUUCUUCACACGCCAAUUCUGGUUCUGGAGUUGCACCAGAUACGGGUUUCGGACAUGCAAACAGUGGAAGUUGGGCUUCCAGUGGAGCGUCGGCAGGAAGUCAAGCUGGAAGCAGUGCCUUGUCCUCCAGCGGUGCUUCCGCUUAUGCGAGUAGCAGUGCUAGCAGCUGGGCAGGUGCACAUCCCACUUUCGUGAAAGGCUAAGCAAUGGAAACGAACGAUAUUUCCAGGAGAAGAUAAAUUUCUAUCAUCCGCAAAUUACGUAAACUACUGUUUCACUCUGCUUCGUUUAUAUUUUUAUUCGUAAUUCGUUUUAUCUAUUCAUCUUUUAUAAUGCAAACAAAUCGAUGUACGAACAAAAUUACUGUUCUUUUUACACAUGCAAUUCUCUACACGCGCCUUGAUAAUUAGCCGGUAAUUAAUGUCGAUUCUUCGAAGAGAUUGUAUUCUUAUUAUGCGGCGAUUGUUCUCGAUUGGUGUUUAAUAGAUAAUGACGUAACUAACGAAUCAAAUAUGUUGUUAAAUAUAUUUAAUACAUGUGGUAAUGUAUCAAUAAAAAAAAUUAUUUUUCAUGAA
Molecule: messenger RNA, 4859 nt
Organism: Bombus pyrosoma
Lineage: Eukaryota; Metazoa; Arthropoda; Insecta; Hymenoptera; Apidae
Product: hornerin-like
Exons: 7
Coding region: 237-4487 (1416 amino acids)
Source: RefSeq, a predicted model, not a curated record